Molecule: messenger RNA, 3173 nt
Organism: Lycium barbarum (goji berry)
Lineage: Eukaryota; Viridiplantae; Streptophyta; Magnoliopsida; Solanales; Solanaceae
Product: probable serine/threonine-protein kinase At1g09600
Exons: 8
Coding region: 633-2552 (639 amino acids)
Biological process (GO): protein phosphorylation; positive regulation of transcription elongation by RNA polymerase II
Cellular component (GO): nucleus; cyclin-dependent protein kinase holoenzyme complex
Molecular function (GO): RNA polymerase II CTD heptapeptide repeat kinase activity; ATP binding; cyclin-dependent protein serine/threonine kinase activity
Source: RefSeq, a predicted model, not a curated record
GUUAGAUAAAAAUAAAGUCUUUUUCUUAUUUUAUGACAAAAUUAUUUUUUCUUGAUAAAGAAAAAUAAUGGCAAGUAAUAAAACAGUUGAAUUUUCUGGAAAAAAUAAAACUUUUUUCGAAGUCCAGAAUACCCUCAUUAGGUACCCCUUGACCAGCAUUCCUGCAUUAAUCCAACCUAGCAUAACAAUUUACAUACAUAUUUAUGAUUACAUUGUGUAUGUUGGAAUCUUGAAUUUUGUGUUUGGCUGCAAUGCUGGAUUUCUGGUCUUGGUUUUUGACUUUUUAAUCUUUUUAAGGUCUGUCUCAAAUCUUUUUAGUUAUGUACUAAUUUUAAAAAGGACAUAUUAUAUGUCCUGAGGCCUGAGGGUCCUGGAAAUUGGUUCAAAUUUCUUUCAAUCUUUGAUUAUUUGUCUUUGUUGGCAUUCUUGAAUGCCUUGAAAUUGUGAUCAAAGGUGCAUUGAUUGUCAAGAGGGAUUUUGAGGCCUGUCUAAGUUGGUAAAAUGGAAAGAGAAAACUGGAAGAUCAAGAAUCUCUUAUGAAAAAAUUUCCAUUUUGGUUAGCUGAAUAUGAUACUAGUGAAAGAUAUUGUGGACAGCUUGGCUCUUUGGUGGCUGAUUAUUAGAGGGCUUAAAUGCAUCUGUUUGACAGAAUAAAUUGUUGCAGACUUAUGGGCUGCAUUUGUUCAAAAGGUUCUUCCAAUGAUGAUAAUGUUGUUGAAGAUAAAAAGGAAAAAGAAAUACAAGUUGAUAAAUCUUCUGUACAGUUGAUUGCUCCAUCAGUAAGAGAAGAGAUUAAAGAAAUAGUUAAACCCAAUGUUGUUUCAACAAAAGUUGAUGAUACUGAGGAAACUAGAGGCCGUUUCAAGAGGCAAUCGACGAUAGAUUUUGGACUGAUACGAUCAAGGUCUCGGGUUGUAAACAUGCCUCACGGUGUAAAGGGCGAGCUGAGUGCUGCAGGUUGGCCGUUAUGGCUAAGUUCAGUUGCACAAGAGGCUAUUCAAGGGUGGGUUCCUCGAAGUGCAGAAUCAUUUGAAAAAUUGAACAAAAUUGGUCAAGGAACGUAUAGUAAUGUUUACAAGGCACGUGACCUUAAAACCGACAAAAUUGUUGCAAUGAAGAAAGUAAAAUUUGUCAAUAUGGAUCCGGAGAGUGUUCGCUUUAUGGCAAGAGAGAUUUGUAUUUUGCGUAGAUUGGACCACCCAAAUGUAAUGAAACUUGAGGCUUUGGUCACAUCUAGGAUUUCAGGCAGCUUAUAUCUUGUAUUUGAAUACAUGGAGCACGAUCUUGCUGGACUUGCAGCAGCACCUGAGAUCAAGUUCACUGAACCACAGAUAAAAUGUUAUAUGCAACAACUGCUUCAAGGACUCGAACACUGUCAUAGUCGGGGUGUACUUCAUCGAGACAUUAAGGGUUCAAAUCUUCUAAUUGGUGAUAAUGGUAUUCUAAAGAUCGGAGACUUUGGUCUGGCCACCUCUUUUAAGCCCAACCAAAAGCAGCCAUUAACAAGUCGUGUAGUAACUCUGUGGUAUAGGGCUCCUGAGCUUUUGCUUGGUGCAACAGAAUAUGGAGUGGCCAUUGAUAUGUGGAGUUCUGGCUGCAUCCUUGCUGAAUUAUUUUAUGGAAAGCCUAUCAUGCCUGGAAGAACAGAGGUGGAGCAAAUGCAUAAAAUAUUCAAGCUUUGUGGUUCACCUUCUGAGGAGUACUGGAGAAAAUCAAAACUUCCACAUGCUACUAGUUUUAAGAAACAGAAUCCAUAUAAGCGCUGUAUCGCUGAUACAUUCAAGGACUUGACUCCGACAGCUUUGGCCCUUGUUGACGUCCUACUUUCAAUAGAACCAGAAAAGCGUGGUACUGCUUCUUCUGCACUCAAUAAUGAGUUCUUCAAAGCGAAGCCCCUACCUUGUGAUCCAUAUAGUUUACCAAAGUAUCCUCCAAGCAAGGAAUAUGAUGCUAAGGUUCGAGAUCACGAAGCAAGAAGGCGAAAGGCUGAGACUGGAAAAGGACAUGGAGGCGAAGCAACUAAGAAGUCACCGAAACAAUCAAAGGAAGAACCUACAACAGAAUUCAAUACUCACGGACAGGGACAGCCUAGCAAAAACAUCAGCGUGAAAUACAAUCCUCUCGAGGACAAUAGAGCUGGUUUCUCCAUAGAGCCACCAGCAUUAAGAUACAGGAACGAAUUCACUCAUUCUAAUUCAGUGGUCCAUCCUAAUACAGCUGGUUACACGUGGUCUAACAAAGCAAAGGAGGAUUCAAGUGCAAUCAAUGAACGGGCAUAUCCCGCUUCCCAACAUGGUGUAGAGCUUCUAAGACGGGGUUCUCACAAGUCUCGAGCUGCAGGAGAGUUUUCAAACAUUCGUACAAGGAGAGAUGAUAGGUCCUCUUAUGGAGAUUCCACGGUUUAUGUGCCAAAGAGAAACAGACUCCUUCACUCUGGACCACUAGUGCCAGCAGGGGGAAGUAUGGAAGACAUGUUAAAGGAACAUGAGAGACAAAUUCAAGAAGCAGUUAGGAAAGCACGUCAAGACAAGACAAGGACCAAAGAGAACUGAUAAUUGCUCUCUUCUGGCGGAAGGAUUCUCGUAUAAUUUCACUCUUUCUGCACAUGAAAUCCACAUUUGUACAAGGCCUAAGAGGAGAUGUAUCUAUUAUCCAUUUGAGGAGUAAGGUUCUUUUCAUUUAGUGACCAUAAACAUUUGAAGGUGGGAAAUUUGCUUUGUAUAGUUUGAGGAAUUUGUUAUGUUUCACAAUGUAAAUCCAUUUCUUCUUUAAUAUCUAGAAAACUGAAAUUCACUAGUUGGUUCUGCAUAGUUUUAGAGGGGAACUAAAUCCUUUUGUAAUUUAUUCAGGUGAUUGAUUGAAAAUCUGUAGUUGAACCACAAUUGUCAGAUUACUCUACUUCAGAAGUUAAAGAAGCCAUUUUUUGUUUUUGCCUUAAGCAAAUCAGGCCAAGUUGAAGAUUCUGCAAUGCAAAUCAGUCUAAAACUCAUAUGCAUCUCUUGCAAGAACAAUUCAAGUAAAUAUUUCAUUUAUUCGUUCUUUUAUCCACUUCCUAUAUUGAAGAACAAAAUACAACAGAACCAUGAAGAGUUGGAGCUUCUUCAUCUCCACUUGUCAAGCACAAUUCCCCUUUUUCUUCUCUCUAGCUAACUACAUUAAGAGGAGGAGCCAGA